Molecule: messenger RNA, 2402 nt
Organism: Dimorphilus gyrociliatus
Lineage: Eukaryota; Metazoa; Annelida; Polychaeta; Dinophilidae
Source: the annotation of a GenBank genome assembly
AUUCGGAGAUGGGAACCAACUUUUCUACUCAACCAACUCUAGCAAAAAUGGCCUCAACCGAGGACUGUGAAAAACCAUCGAAAUCCCGUAAUUCUACCUCCGAGUCUAGUUCUAAUGAUUCCGUCGAACCAGCCCGACUAUCUAACCUCCAAAAAAUCACCCAAAGAAAGGAACAAAUUAAAAAUUUAUCAAGAGAGAAGAUGGUGGAAAAAAUUGCCAUUUAUUCACAGUGCAAAAUGGAUCAAUGCAAAUGCACCGGUUGGAAAAUGAACAAAGAAAAUGAUAUUGAAGAAACAGUGGAACUUUUAAGCAAUUGUCGCUGUGGUCAUCCCUUCGAAAACCAUGUUUCUCAUCUAAAGAGUUUAGAGGAUGAAGUUUUACAAAAGUUAACAAGAAUUACGUUAGAUUUCGAACAUAUUUAUCGAUGCGUUCAUAAGGAAGAGGAUGCUGACGUUAAACAAGUUUAUUUUUAUAUGUUUAAGAUAUUUCGAAAGAGUAUUCAAAAUUUAUCUGAUCCAAAAGAUGAAGCUCAGGAGCAUUUAGGUUCAGUCCCUUUCGAAAAUCCCUCAAUACAAAAAGCAAUAAUGAAUUUUGUCUCAUUUAAAUAUGGAAAUUUGGAUCAAACUCAAUGGCAAAAUAUGUACGAUUUAUCCAAAAUGUUCUUACACUAUAUUAAUCAUUGGAAAUUAGAAACUCCUUCUGUUAAAAGGAAAAAUUCCCCCGAAGAAGAAUUUUCAACUUACAAAAUGAAUUAUACAAGAUGGCUUUGCUAUUGCCAUGUGCCUGUAAUGUGUGAUUCGCUACCAAAGCACGAAUUAUGCGAAAUAUUUGGCAAAACAUUACUCCAGACAAUAUUUACUAGUGUUUCAACCCAAUUAAUGACAAAAUUAACAUCCGAGAAGGAUAGAAUGCCUGUUGAAAAAAGAAAUAUUAUUUUCGAGCAUAUGCCAGUCUUUUUAGAGAAUCUUGAAGCGGAAGUUGUAAAUAAAAGUUCAACAAUCUGGGAUGAUGCUUACGUAGAUAGCAAUUCUAGAAGCCAUACUACUCCGAAAUCAAUUAAAUCAGAACCUGGAAUGAAUUACACAAUCUCAGAGAGUAGAUCUUCUUCAAGAAGAAUAGCUGCUCAGCAAAGUAGAAAUGUUUCUACGACAACAAAAAGGAAAUUAUAUCAUUCGGAUAGCGACGAUAGCCUUGGAAUUGCAACUAAAUUAGCUUAUAAGCCGCCCGAAGGAGAUAUAGCAAGUGAGACACUUGACGAAGUUAUAGAAGAGCUAGAGAAUGAGGGAAUUUUUGUUGGACCUGAAAAAAAUACACCGGAAGUUGGUACUCCUGUUUUACACGGAGCUCGCGACGAAGCAGCUAGAAUAGAGGAAAGAAAGGGCAUUAUUGAAUUGCAUGUCAUUUCUAAUAGUCUCAAGAGAGACGUUGAUAAAAAAUGUUUAUUAUGGUUAAUUGGUCUUCAAAACGUGUUUUCCCAUCAAUUGCCUAGAAUGCCGAAAGAAUAUAUUACACGAUUAGUGUUCGAUCCUAAACAUACCUGUUUAGCAUUAAUAAAAGAUACAAGAGUAAUUGGUGGAAUUUGUUUUCGAAUGUUUCCAACUCAGGGAUUUACCGAAAUUGUAUUCUGUGCUGUUACGGCCAAUGAGCAGGUUAAAGGAUACGGUACUCAUAUAAUGAAUCAUUUAAAAGACUAUCAUGUCAAGAAUAAAGUUUUCCAUUUUCUCACGUACGCCGACGAAUUCGCCACUGGUUAUUUUCAGAAGCAAGGCUUUACAAAAAAUAUAUCAUUACCUAAAAAUAGAUAUGUGGGUUUCAUUAAAGAGUAUGAAGGUGCAACUCUGAUGUGCUGUCAACUAAAUCCAAAUAUCAUAUAUACGUCCAUUAGUCAAAUAAUCAAAAAGCAAAAACAAAUUGUUAGAAAAUUAAAAGAAAAAAAACAGAAGAUAAUAGAAAAACAAUAUCCAGGAUUAACUUGCUUUAAAGAUGGAGUUAAGCAAAUUCCCAUAGAAUCCAUUCCUGGAAUUAUAGAAGCCGAAUGGAGAGCAGAUUCAGAAAUAAGCAACGAUACAUCUAUGACCACCGAACAGAUGCACAGCUCUAUGAAGACAAUUAUUAACUACCUUAAAGCUCAUCCUAGUGCUUGGCCUUUUCUAAAACCGGUCGAUAAGGACGAGGUUCCCGAUUAUUACGAUCAUAUUAAAUUUCCAAUGGACCUACGAACAGUAUCAGAACGAUUAAAAGCUGGCUAUUAUUGUCAUAAAAGACUAUUUAUCGCCGAUAUUAACCGUAUAUUUACAAAUUGUCGAGCAUAUAAUGACUCAACAACAGAAUACUAUCGGUGUGCUGAUCGUUUGAAUACUUUCUUCAAUAACAAACUCAAAGAUCUCAACCUAUCUGAUUAA